AGGCUGCUGGCCUCCCUGUCCCACCCCAACCUGACAACCUUCUACGAAGCCUUCUGCGACCACGGCAAGCUGUGCCUGGUGCUGGAGCUGGUGGGGGGCGGCGACCUGGGCUCCCUCAUCAAGUGGGUGCUCAGCAGCAGGGGGCGGAAACGACCCGGGAGUGACCAGGUGAUGGCCGCCUUCCUGCAGGUGGCGCUGGGCCUGCAGUACCUGCACCACAGCCACGUGCUGCACAGGGACCUGAAGCCCAGCAACCUGCUGCUGACUGAGCGGGGGGUGGUGAAGCUGGCGGAUCUGGGCAUCAGCCAGCUGCUGGACCGCGUGUUUGCCAGCGCCAUGAUUGGAACCCCCCACUACAUGCCCCCUGAGAUGUGGAGGCACCAGCCUUACUCCUACUCCGCAGACAUGUGGGCGCUGGGCUGCAUCCUGCACGAGCUCUGCACCCUGCGCCCGCUGUUCCUGGGCGGCAGCGAUGCCGAGGUGAAGCAGAAGGUGCUGGCGGGCGCGGUCCCCCCCAUCUCCCCCCGAUACUCUGAAGAGCUGCGCGGCCUGGUGGCGGGCAUGCUGCGGCACAGCCCCGCCCAGCGCCCCACCAUCGACGACAUCCUGCAGACGCCGCUGGUGCGC
Chlorella variabilis is the source of this 627-nucleotide messenger RNA. RefSeq lists its product as hypothetical. Gene Ontology annotation, molecular function: ATP binding; protein kinase activity. Gene Ontology annotation, biological process: protein phosphorylation. The annotation marks the transcript as partial. NCBI's taxonomy places the organism in Eukaryota, Viridiplantae, Chlorophyta, Trebouxiophyceae, Chlorellales, Chlorellaceae. The transcript is spliced from 6 exons. The record is from RefSeq and is a predicted model, not a curated record.